UUUUGAUCCGUCCUUGAGAUUUUGUGUGCGUUAAGUGGUUUGCCCAGCAACAUGGGAUCAGCAGAAGAUAAAAAGUCAAUCAACUCAAUUGUCGUUAGGUACAUAGACAGUUAGACGAUCAACGAACUCCCAUGUUAAGCCUCGAUCAACUCAGGAGCACAUCAUCCACUAUAAGACCACUAAAGAAGCCUCUGAAAACGAGAAGUGCCAGAUGCACUAAUAGUCUCUAGGAUCGGGUAGAGCCCCACUUGCCUUGGGUCUGGUUCUUCAGGCACAUUGGACGGCCGUCGUCCCGCCCCUUUGGACAGCUCCAGGCGGGAGGAGUCCAGGCUGUCGGCGUGGUGUCCUUGUCAAAUUUCCCGCCCGUGACAACACCUCCAUGAUCACAUUGUCGACUCCCGCUCAACGUGAUCCCGGGUAGUUGAUGGAAUCAUCGUCAUCAUGGCUAUUCACUAUCUAAUCCUCCUCUCGCGCCAGGGCAAAGUGCGCCUGGCCAAAUGGUUCACCACUCUGUCUCCCAAGGACAAGGCCAAGAUCGUCAAGGACGUUUCCCAGCUUGUCCUGGCUAGGAGGACUCGCAUGUGCAACUUUCUCGAAUACAAAGAUACCAAGAUUGUCUACCGCCGAUAUGCCUCGCUUUUCUUCAUCGCCGGAUGCUCCUCCGAGGACAACGAGCUGAUCACCCUCGAGAUCAUCCAUCGCUAUGUCGAGCAGAUGGACAAGUACUACGGCAACGUCUGCGAGCUCGACAUCAUUUUCUCCUUUACCAAAGCCUACUACAUCCUCGACGAGCUCCUGCUGGCGGGAGAGUUGCAGGAAAGCAGCAAGAAGAAUGUCCUACGAUGCAUAUCGCAACAAGACGCCUUAGAGGACAUGGAGGUCGAGGAUGAAGUCACAAAGAUCAUGUAAAGGCUGAUCAAGCUUUGUGGUGUCUUUUUCUCUCCAUCAUCACGACCGACCGAACCGGGUCCCCUCAAACACUUGCGAUUGCCAAUGGUCGACAUUUAUUUACCCCAACAGCAUACGCUAAUGCAUACCUUUACCUCCUGAUGCAGGAUUUGGAAGAAAUAAACAACGCACUCAAGCAGGCCGGGAUUCUCUGAAGCUGUGGUAGCGACCACAGUCCCUCCGAUAGGUGACGGCACCGGAUGGACAGACGAGAGGGGCGACCCGAAGCACGAGAGUACAGCAUAUGCAACCAGGGAGGACAAUAAUAAUCGCGCCGAGAGAAGGGGAAGCAGAGUGUGGUGUGGUGGCAGGAAGUCGGGGCUACAGUCACCCAUUAGGAGGGAGCAAACUCCCUUUCCUUAAUCAUAUAGAUAUGGGCAUUGUAGAUUAAUGAGCUGCCAAAACUGAGCCACUCGGAGACCGGAUACACCACUAGUGUCCUAAUCAUGGACGAUGAUGGGAGGAAACCAAGUGGAAUGCGUAUCCGGUACACUGGGCAUGGCCUCGGCGAUGUGCUUAAUGAUAACAACGAUUCAACGACGCGUUGCCAACACCGAUCCAUCUGUUCAUGACCUCACACAUCGGGUGUAUGCGCAGAAACAGAUCGAUUCGCUCGGGAGACGUUGGGGUGGCGUUACCUUGAUGCCCACCAAGGAAAGGUUUGUCCACAUCGACGUUGGAAGCAACGCUCGUGGAGGGUUGAGACGACUCUAUUCGUCAGGUGGUUGUGGUUGACAAUUAACAUUGAUGAGCAGCAUUCAGGCCGGGACACACAUUGACACACAGGAAGUGGAACGCACUGCGAUUACUGACUGGAGGCUUCCAGGCGGAACGGCGGAGGGGAGUGAGUGGGAAUGGAGACUUGGUGGUGACAAGGGAACGCCGAUCACUUAGGGGGUGCGACUCCACCCGACUCGAGGAGCCAGCGGCGCAUGACCGGGGUUUAGGCGGGUCGACCCCAGCAAUCCCCAGCGAGCCAAGGCCAACGUGGGCUGGCGCAAGCAGGCCACUCACCCGAAAGGCCACCCACCUGUUACUGUCAGCGUCAGCGAACCGGCUCUGG
This is a messenger RNA of Neurospora crassa OR74A, 2011 nucleotides long. RefSeq names its product AP-1 complex subunit theta-1. Gene Ontology annotation, cellular component: intracellular membrane-bounded organelle; AP-1 adaptor complex. Gene Ontology annotation, molecular function: clathrin-cargo adaptor activity. Bases 442 to 909 code for a protein of 155 amino acids. The transcript has 5 exons. The record is from RefSeq and is a predicted model, not a curated record. Gene Ontology annotation, biological process: protein transport; vesicle-mediated transport. NCBI's taxonomy places the organism in Eukaryota, Fungi, Ascomycota, Sordariomycetes, Sordariales, Sordariaceae.